AUGUCAGAUCCCAGAACUCGAAAAGGUCGCCAUACACUUACUCCCGAUCUUUUGUCGUCGUCGAUUCUAAUCACCAAUCUUCCACCAAACUGGAACGAGACUGUUGUUUCGUCAGUGGUAGCUGGUUCCGGACCUAUCACGAAUAUUUCGCGAAAGACCGACCCGCGAAACGGGAAAUUGGUCGGUGUAGUGGUAAACUAUACCACAAGUAAAGACUGCAGACGGGCCUUGGAACUGCUGCAAAAAAUUAAAAAAAUUCCAUGCGAACUGGAAAGGAUAAUAUCCAACUCCAAACAUUCAUCCAGCACACCGCUUGAUUUAGAUCGUGAUGCUUUUCCGUGGGACUUGGGUUUAGAACUGCCGUUCGAAAUGGUUUCAGAAGUCCCACUACCAAGAAGGCCCACAAACCCAGUUCCUGUGGCUUCCAAUGGCAGCUCAGUAGAUUCUGGUAAUUCCACCACAUUUCCUGAUAUUUUAAGCAAAGCUUCGAAACAUCUUCCGGGAUAUGUACCCGGUUCGAUGACUGCAGGGGACGUUGUGUCUGCAAAUUUAAGCAAGAUUGCACCUUUGCAACUUUUGGAAAUGAUUUCCAAUCUCAAGAUCUUGGCCGGUCAAGAUGCCAAUCGUGAACAAGUUACCAAGUUUUUGGCGUCGAAUCCGGACAUCGCCAUUGCUGUGACUCAAGCCAUGCUCGAAAUGGGAUUUAUAAAUUACGGUGUGGUGACAAAAGUAAUAGCGGAGCAAGCUGGAACACAAGCGCAGUCUCCAAAUGUAAUUAACGGCGCUACAGAAGUUUACAGUCGUGGUAAUACGCCAAGCAACACUCCUAUGAACGGGAAUGUUCCUCUCCACGCGUCUACAGGUCCUCUGGGUCAGCCGCAACUCCAGCAGCCGUCGAUGAUGGGUGCUGGUGCUGUUUAUAGCGCUCCUCCACCACAGCAGCAGCAACAGCAACAACAAAUGGGCAAUUACGGUAUGAACAUGCCUCGUAGCCACGCUCCGUUUACACCUCCCCAGAUUCCGAUCAAAUCGGAAGGAACUCGGAUCAAUAUGGUGAAACUUGCAGCAGUUCCACAACAACAGCAGGACAUGAUCAAACAAGUCUUGCAAUUGACAUCCGAUCAAAUACGACUGCUACCCCCGGAUCAAGUUACCAUGGUAGAAAAUUUCAAGCGGGAAUACUUAAUGUGA
Messenger RNA from Lachancea lanzarotensis, 1191 nucleotides. RefSeq names its product LALA0S08e06150g1_1 (gene PTI1). Lineage: Eukaryota; Fungi; Ascomycota; Saccharomycetes; Saccharomycetales; Saccharomycetaceae. Bases 1 to 1191 code for a protein of 396 amino acids. Gene Ontology annotation, molecular function: mRNA binding. Gene Ontology annotation, cellular component: mRNA cleavage and polyadenylation specificity factor complex. Gene Ontology annotation, biological process: mRNA 3'-end processing. The record is from RefSeq and is a predicted model, not a curated record. The transcript has a single exon.